AUGUCAUCGAAUUCGAUAGAUAGAAGUAACAGUUCUCGAAGUUGUUCUACUCGAGGAAGACAUAACUCUCGAGUUACUUCACAGGUGCUUGCUGAUGCAAAGCUACACGUGAAUUUCGAACAAUCCGAGCGUUUAUUUGACUAUUCAGCUUCAGUUGAUUUGAACAUGCCGAGUUCGUCGUACGACAUACCUUCUUCAGCUGUCUCAACUUACCUACAGAAGAUUCAGAGAGGGAUGUUGAUUCAGCCCUUUGGUUGCUUAGUAGUUGUUGAUGAGAAAAACCUCAAAGUAAUUGCAUAUAGUGAAAACACCCAAGAGAUGUUGGGACUGACUCCAUAUACGGUGCCAAGUAUGGAACAGCGGGAAGCCCUGAGUAUAGGAAUUGAUGUGAAAUCACUGUUUCAGUCUCCAGGUUCUUCUGCCCUGCAGAAAGCUGUUGACUUUGAUGAGAUCAGUAUUCUUAAUCCGAUAACACUUCAUUGUAGGUCAUCAAGUAAGCCUUUCUAUGCUAUUCUGCAUCGAAUUGAAGAAGGUCUUGUUAUAGAUUUGGAGCCUCUGAGUCCGGAUGAGGUGCCAGUGACUACUGCCGGGGCAUUAAAAUCUUACAAGCUUGCAGCCAAAGCCAUUUCGAGGCUGCAGGCAUUGCCUAGUGGGAAUUUAUUGCUGCUAUGUGAUGUUCUAGUCAAGGAAAUUAGUGAUUUGACUGGUUAUGAUAGGGUGAUGGUUUAUAAAUUUCACGAAGAUGGGCACGGGGAAGUGAUUGCUGAAUGCUGCAGUCCAGAAUUAGAACCUUAUCUCGGGUUGCAUUAUUCCGCCACUGAUAUACCCCAAGCUUCCCGAUUUCUCUUUAUGAGAAACAAGGUUAGGAUGAUAUGUGAUUGUUCAGCAGUUCCCGUUAAAGUAGUUCAAGACAAGAGUCUGUCACAGCCAAUAAGUCUUUCUGGAUCUACUUUGAGAGCUCCUCAUGGCUGUCACGCACAGUAUAUGAGUAACAUGGGCUCAGUGGCAUCUCUUGUUAUGUCUGUAACAAUCAAUGGUAAUGAUAGUGAUGAGAUGAACAGAGAUCUACAGACAGGCAGAAGGUUAUGGGGAUUAGUGGUUUGUCAUCACGCAAGUCCUAGAUUCGUGCCGUUUCCGUUAAGGUAUGCUUGUGAAUUUUUGACUCAAGUAUUCGGUGUGCAGAUCAACAAAGAAGUGGAAUCUGGUGUUCUGUGGAAAGAGAAGCGUAUUCUACAAACUCAGAGUGUGCUAUGUGACAUGCUUUUCCGGAAUGCACCUAUAGGUAUAGUUACUCAGUCACCAAAUAUAAUGGAUCUUGUUAAAUGUGAUGGAGCAGCCCUUUAUUACAGAGAGAAGCUCUGGUGCCUGGGGGUUACUCCCACAGAGACACAAGUUAGAGAUAUAAUCGAUUGGGUUCUCAAAAGUCAUGGAGGAAACACUGGCUUUACCACUGACAGUCUAAUGGAGUCUGGCUAUCCGGGUGCUUCUGUUCUUGGGGAAUCAAUUUGUGGAAUGGCUGCCGUAUAUAUUAGCAAAAAAGAUUUCCUUUUCUGGUUCCGGUCUGGCACUGCAAAACAGAUUAAGUGGGGUGGUUCAAGACAUGAUCCUAAUGACAAAGAUGGUAAACGGAUGCAUCCUAGAUCAUCAUUCAAGGCUUUUAUGGAAAUAGUUAGGUGGAAAAGUGUGCCUUGGGAUGACAUGGAAAUGGAUGCAAUUAACUCGCUGCAGCUAAUAAUAAAAGGCUCAUUGCAAGAGGAGCAUUCAAAGGCUGUUGUGAAUGUCCCUUCUGUGGAUAAUAGGGUUCAGAAGGUGGAUGAAUUAUCUGUUAUCGUGAAUGAGAUGGUCCGCUUGAUCGAUACGGCUGCUGUUCCAAUAUUUGCGGUUGAUGCCUCUGGUGCUAUAAAUGGUUGGAAUUCAAAAGCGGCUGAGGUAACUGGAUUGGCAGUUGAACAAGCAAUAGGCAAACCUAUAUCAGAUCUCGUUGAGGAAGAUUCUGCGACAACCGUUAAAAAAAUGUUAGCAUUGGCUCUCGAAGGUAGUGAAGAACGUGGUGCUGAAAUCAGGAUCAGAGCAUUUGGGCCUAAAAGGAAAAGCAGUCCAAUUCAUUUGGUUGUCAACACUUGCUGUAGCAGAGAUACGAUGAAUAAUGUUCUUGGUGUAUGCUUCAUUGGACAAGAUGUUACUGGGCAGAAAACGCUUGUUGAAAACUAUAACCGCGUGCAAGGAGAUUAUGGCAGAAUCAUGUGGAACCCUUCAACACUCAUUCCACCUAUUUUUAUGACCAAUGAGAAUGGCAUAUGCUUUGAGUGGAACGAUGCUAUGCAGAAGCUCUCUGGGAUAAAGAGGGAAGAAGCUGUCAAUAAAAUGCUUCUCGGGGAGGUUUUUACCUCAAAUGAUUACGGUUGCCGCCUUAAAGACCAUGACACAUUAACUAGACUGAGAAUAGCUUUAAAUGCAGUGAGUUCUGGCCAGAAGAACAUAGAGAAACUUUUAUUUGGCUUCCACAAUUGCGAUGGUAGCUUCAUCGAGGCAUUGCUUUCGGCAAACAAAAGGACUGAUAUUGAGGGAAAGGUUACCGGGGUCCUGUGUUUUUUGCAAGUACCUAGUCCAGAACUCCAAUAUGCUUUACAGGUUCAGCAAAUAUCAAAGCAGGCGAUGUCCUGCACCGUCAACAAAUUGGCAUAUCUCCGCCAAGAAGUGAAGAACCCUGAAAACGCAAUUUCUUUCCUUCAAGAUUUGCUACAUUCAUCUGGUAUAAGUGAAGAGCAAAAGCAGCUCCUGAGGACAACCGUUUUAUGCAGGGAGCAGUUAGCCAAAGUCAUAAGUGACUCAGACAUAGAGGGAAUCGAAGAAGGUUAUACCGAACUGGGCUGCAGUGAAUUCAGCCUGGAGGAAUCCCUGGAAACAGUGGUAAAACAAGUGAUGGAGCUGAGCAAAGAACGUAAAGUGCAGAUCAUCUGCGAUUAUCCUCAAGAGGUUUCUUCGAUGAGACUAUAUGGAGACUACUUAACGCUUCAGCAAAUCCUCUCAGAGACACUCUCAAGCAGCCUAAGAUUCACGCCUCCAUUUUCGCGUGUCUCAUUCAAGGUAAUGAUGCGGAUGGAAGCUAUCGGGAAAAGAAUGAAGAGGGUCGAGCUAGAGUUCCGGAUAAUACACCCGGCACCAGGCCUGCCUGAGGAUCUGGUAAGGGAGAUGUUUCAACCACUGCAGAAAGGAACAUCAAGGGAAGGUUUGGGACUACACAUCACCCAGAAGCUGGUGAAACUCAUGGAAAGAGGAACUUUGAGAUACCUGAGAGAGUCUGAAAUGUCUGCCUUUGUGAUCCUCACAGAGUUUCCCUUGAUUUGA
Molecule: messenger RNA, 3348 nt
Organism: Arabis nemorensis
Lineage: Eukaryota; Viridiplantae; Streptophyta; Magnoliopsida; Brassicales; Brassicaceae
Source: the annotation of a GenBank genome assembly